AUGGAAAGAAGGCUCCUGAAGAAGGAAAUGAAGAAGCUCCUGGGAGAUUAUAUUGGCAUCAGACUUCGGGAAAAUGAAUUUGACCCCAAAGGAAGAAGGCAACUCACCUUUCUAGAUGAUAUGGCCCACUAUGACUUGGCCAUUAGCGUUGCUUUGCAAUGGCUGGACCAUUCAGAAGACUUAACUUGGCUGGAGUGGGAGAAAGUGAAAAGGCCAUUUUGUGGCAGACCCGUAUAUCCAAACCAUAGAGAAAGAGAAGCAAUGAUUUUAUCAUCUUAUGCUGGAAUCCUAAUGAACAGCAUCCCAGUUGAGGAAGUCUUUAAAAUUUAUGGGGUGGAUUCUUCUGCCAGUUCUGGUGCUGCCAAGGUGCCCCGAGCUCCACCUUUCCGCCUCUCCUUGCACCCUUUUGCCGUGUUAACAGCACCCAAAGCCGCAGAAUAUGCCCGCAAGCACAGUGUCAAGUUAAGAAGGGGAGCAAUGAAUAAAAAUGCCACCAGCAGCUCUACAAGGGAAGCAAAUGCCACAGAGCAGAAAUGA
Pteronotus mesoamericanus is the source of this 537-nucleotide messenger RNA. RefSeq names its product chromosome unknown C2orf80 homolog (gene CUNH2orf80). The record is from RefSeq and is a predicted model, not a curated record. The transcript is spliced from 7 exons. Lineage: Eukaryota; Metazoa; Chordata; Mammalia; Chiroptera; Mormoopidae. The coding region runs from base 1 to 537 and encodes 178 amino acids.